CAACAUGUUUCUUCCGCUCUUUUUGAAUUUCGAACAAUAAAUACGAAAUUAACACAAUUUUGGAAAUAAAAAUUCAAGUAAAAAACUUCCAAAAAGAUGUCACUUCCGGAAAACAGUCAAAACUCCUCAAUUUCCGUACUAAAAUCUGAUGACUUGAUAGAAAUUUUCGGAUACCUCAACUUCAAUGAACUCAUCACCUGUCGCCGUGUUUGCUCAUUUUGGUACAAAAUCAUUCGUGACACGUCGCACUUGAAUGAUCGCCUCUGUUUUCGCCUCGAAUUUGGACGUGGCUUUGUCGUUGAUCGUCAUGAGCCGCCACUUUCGUUGAUUCUUCACAGCAAAAUUAAAAUCGAAAAGUUGACUUUUUGGAAUGAUUUCUUCGAGGCAGGGAAAAGUAUCGCCACGGUCACGGCUAAUCGUGAAAAAUUACAAAAAUUGCUCCAUAUUUUGAGGGAAAUGAAUGUCACGGAGACACUUCAUGACCUGAUGAUGCAAACGCGAGACGAUGAACCGCGAACCAAUAGUUUACUUUUUGAACACUUGAUUUGUGGCAUGAAAAAUUUGAAAUAUCUCCGGUUUUCACUUCCAUCGUUCGUGCACGCUUUUGAGACUUUACUCCCAUCGAUGAACAGCAAUCCACCUUUCACGAUCGCAUCAAUUGAAAAAGUUGAGAUUUUUCACGAAACGUUCCGUCGAUUGAUUGCGGAUGAUUUUCGGCGAAUGUUGAAAAUUUUCCCGAAUACGAAGGAAAUUCACAUUUAUCCGUCGGUUUCAAUGUUACUAGAUAAAAGUAUCAUUCAAACAUUUGCGCCUCUCAUCAAGACAAUCACCAAUCUCGAGCAUUAUACCAUCAAAGAUAUCAUGAACAUCGAAAAUUUGGCUCUAGAUCAUCUGGAAUUUCCGGAUCCAUGCGAGUCGUCGCGGGUUCUUCGUUUCAUACAAGAACAUCCGGAAAUAAAAAGUGCAAGUUUGUUAGUAGAUUAUUCCAGUGUCGAUUUUAUGAGACCCUAUGACAUGAUUACGACACUAAUUAUUCAAGUUGAUGCCUUUGAAAUUGACGAAUUCGAUGACGAGAGUAAUCCCGAGUACAUGUACAAUAUUUUGAGAUUCACACCAAAUUUAAAAAGACUUCAAAUUGAGUUUCCGAAGGCUGAGGAGCAUAAUUUUGGACAUACAGAAAUUGAUUUGCCGCAUUUAGAAGAAGUUGAAGUCACACAAAUCGAGCUAGAUUGCCAAAAUUGUUGCUUAAAACUCUUAAAAUCUUGCGUGAACACAAAAACUCUUACCUUGAAGGAUGUCUCACAGCAUCUCGAAGUCGUACAAAUGCAAGCAAUUGCCCAAACUCUCGUAAAUCUCGAAAAUGUCUCGAUUUUCUACGAAUACGACGAAGAAUUGGGAAAUCUCUUCGAAGAAUGGCCCGAAAUGCCGAAAUUACGACAUCUCACCUUGAACAAAGUUGGUGUUGUGACAAUUCCAGGAAUUCGUACGCUUCAAGCGUCAUGUCCUUUGCUCCAAACGCUCAAACUUUAUUCCAUCCGCAACACAAAUAUGAAGGAACUUUUGCAGGAAAUUGCCAAUAAAUUCCCAGAUAUCGUCGAUUUAACGCUCCGCGGGGGACGAACACAAAAAGUCUCAAAUUUGAGUGAAAUUUUCGCCGGAGGAAAAGGAUGGCGCUUAAAAACUCUUGAUAUUUCGCCAGAUCUCGAACAUUCAGACAUUCUACAGCUUUUUAAGCAACUCGAUUUCUUGCAAGUUGUUACGUGUAAAUUUGGAGCUCUAGUCGUUACGCGUCGCAUUUACUAUGAAGUUACAAAGAUGAAGGCUUAUAAGCUAGACGAGAUAGUUCAACCGAUGAAAAGUCGCAAACGGAUCCAUUUGGAUGCGGAUGACUCGUCAGAUUCGGAAACGUCUUCGAGUGAGAUGAGUGACGAUGAUGACGAUGACUAUGAUUCUACAGAUACGUACAAUAGUGACGACAUGGAUGCAGAAAAUGACAUUAUUGUGCUGUAAUUGUGCCUUCUUAUACUUUUUUUCUUGGUGAAUAAUUUAUUAAAUUAUUUGUAAGUUUAAAUAAAAAUCUUUUGUAGAAUAUUGAAGAAAUAUUCCAAAU
Molecule: messenger RNA, 2110 nt
Organism: Culicoides brevitarsis
Lineage: Eukaryota; Metazoa; Arthropoda; Insecta; Diptera; Ceratopogonidae
Exons: 3
Coding region: 97-2010 (637 amino acids)
Molecular function (GO): protein binding
Source: RefSeq, a predicted model, not a curated record